Molecule: messenger RNA, 1032 nt
Organism: Aspergillus campestris IBT 28561
Lineage: Eukaryota; Fungi; Ascomycota; Eurotiomycetes; Eurotiales; Aspergillaceae
Product: arylamine N-acetyltransferase family protein
Exons: 3
Coding region: 1-990 (329 amino acids)
Molecular function (GO): acetyltransferase activity
Source: RefSeq, a predicted model, not a curated record
AUGCCGCCAAACACCACCGCCUACAGUCCCGAUCAACUGGAGCUCUACCUCCAGCGCAUCAAAUAUGCAGACGCCACAGCCAGCCCCACAGGGGUUCAAAUCCCCCGCCUCCAGUCCCUCCAGCAAUCCAUCCAGAAAGAUCCCCUGACCACGCUGACAACCCUACAACGGAAACACCUGGCCGCCAUCCCGUGGGGUAACUCCGCCUUGCACUACUCCCAGCAUCGCUCCGUCUCCACCCACCCCGCCGCCGUCUUCGACAAGCUGGUCGUGCGCCGACACGAUGGCUACUGCAUGGAGAAUACCAAUCUCUUCUACGGUGUCUUGUGCUCGCUGGGGUACCAGGUUUAUCCUACAGGGGGGAGGGUGUGUACGGUUGUGACUGGUGGUGGGGAGUUUGUGCCUGGUGAGGAGCAGUAUCUGUCGCUAAACCACAUGGUCUUGAUUGUGACCAUUGAUGGCCAGAAAUACAUGGUGGACGUGGGCUUCGGCAACAACUCACCAACCAGUCCCCUCCCGCUACGGCCUCACGCAGCAGAAGAAGCAGUCACCUGCAUCGCGCCGAGCGAAAUGCGCCUCGUCCACGAGACGCUCCCCGAGUUCGUCGACCGCACGCAAAAGGUCUGGAUCUACCAAGUGCGGUAUGGGCCGGGCAGCGCGUGGGUGCCGCACUACUCGUUCUCGGAGGUCGAGUUUCUGCCGCAGGAUUUUGCGAUGAUGAACUUCUGGACGAGCAAGGGGCCGGUGAGCUGGUUUACGCAGGCGCUGUUCUGUACGCGGCUUGUCGUUGACGAGACCACUUUGGAACCGCGCGGGGUCUGUAUCUUGUCUGGGAAGGAGGUGAAGAGGAGGGUGCUGGGGCAGACGGAGGUGCUGGUGACGUUUGCGCGGGAUGGAGAUCGGGUGGAGGCGCUGGCGAGGUGGUUUGGGAUUGUGCUGUUGCCGCAGGAGGUGGAUGGCAUUCAGGGGAUGGUCACGGAGAUUAAGUAGAGCUUUGCAUACUACCUAGGAGGAUGGGGUGUUGUUGGUACG